Limulus polyphemus (Atlantic horseshoe crab) is the source of this 1292-nucleotide messenger RNA. RefSeq lists its product as uncharacterized. The record is from RefSeq and is a predicted model, not a curated record. The coding region runs from base 111 to 569 and encodes 152 amino acids. Lineage: Eukaryota; Metazoa; Arthropoda; Merostomata; Xiphosura; Limulidae. The transcript has 3 exons.
CCGUGGAACCCAGCGUGUUUCCCUUGUUAACUCCUGCUCUAGGGUCUAAAUCUCUCCAGGCUCCAUUUCAGGCCUUCAAGUUUGCUUCUGAUAGCACAGUUAAGUUACAGAUGACGGUGUCGUUUUGUCUGGACAAGUGUCCGCCGGUCGAUUGCAGCAGUGACGUCACACAAAACCUUAAUAAGAAACGUCGAAGAUCAACAUCUGCAGCAGAUACCUCCAUUCUUGAGUUACAGGCUGGUGACGUCAUUAAUGACGUGAUCAUGGAAAGCGACUUGUUCACUGUGAUGAGUUCAAAGUCGGCAUCCUCUAUGGGGCAACGAGCAAGAACAUUUAACGUUCGGAGCGAUCCUAUUGCCGAAGUGACAGAGAAAGGAUUUUGUCUAACACGAGCUACUGUGAUAACGGCCGCUGUGGUCGUAUGUAUCCUCCAGGUGGCGCUGGUCUGUUUCUGUAUCCUGCACCUAGUUUUCAACCGGAAGUCACGUGGAUAUCCCAGCAGCACCCGCCAGAUUAUCAGCCGCGGAUCCACUACUAGCAACAUGAAACUUUUCAAUAAUAAACCAUAGAAGACGUUUUUAUACAAAUGUGCCUCUUUCGAAUACUAAAAUGUAUGUUUGUGCGAAAACGGAAAUGACGUAACGGAACCUGGUGUUUCAAGUUUUUUUUUCAUUAUUCUAUAAUUAUAGGCUUAUUUUUAAAUUUCCACGAUAUUAAGUUAAAUAUCAUUCUAGUUUUGAAAGCAAUGUUUAUAAUAAUGGCCUUGAUAUGUUUUAUAAUGCUAAUUUAUUCUCAAGGAAAAUGUUAUUUCAAAGCCAAAACGUCAGACAUGUACUCGGAAACCUUUUGAUAACUUUAAAUUGUAUAAUUUUGAUGGUGAGGUGUUUUUAAACCUUAUUUUAUCGAUCUAUGAUGUAAAUACAAAGUUUCGGAUUUAGUGUUUUCUAACAGCACAUACUAACCCUAACUGUGUAUUCUUUAUUUUGUUACGUAUUUAUACAUCUUGAUGUUCUUCAAUUCACUUCAUGUAGUAUCAUACACAGAAGUCUUGGUUAUUUCUAAAAUAUUUUAAAUGUCACACCUGAAAAAAGUUACUUUAGGCAAUCAGAAACCGCUUUAUUAACCAGUUCGUUUUUGUAGUAGACAGUUUUAAAUGUCGCACCUAAAUACGGUUACUUUAGGCAAUCAGAAACCGCUUUAUUAACCAGUUCGUUUUUGUAGUAGACAGUUUUAAAUGUCGCACCUAAAUACGGUUACUUUAGGCAGUCAGAAACCGCGUUAUUAACCAGUUC